AUUCCAAGGUUUUAAAUGGCCAAGAGUUUGCUUUGUCAUAUAGAUUCUUUCUGACACAGCAGACGCUUCCUUCGCACACGAGAAUCAUGGCAAGGCAGGUCACGGCAGGUGACUGGGUUACUGCAGCGAGCGACAUGGCGGAGCAGGUGGCCCUGAGUCGGUUGCAAGUGUGCGGGAUCCUGAGGGAGGAGCUGUACCAAGGCGAUGCCUUCCACCAGUCCGACACCCACAUCUUCAUCAUCAUGGGGGCAUCGGGAGAUUUGGCCAAGAAGAAGAUCUACCCAACCAUCUGGUGGCUGUUCCGGGAUGGGCUCCUUCCGGAUGACACCUUGGUAGUGGGUUAUGCCCGCUCCCGUCUUACGGUGGCCGAUAUCCGGAAGCAGAGUGAGCCAUACUUCAAGGUCACCCCGGACGAGAAGGAAAAGCUAGAGGAGUUCUUUGCUCGUAACUCUUACGUGGCGGGUCAGUAUGACAGUCGGGCCUCCUUCGAGCAGCUCAACACGCACAUAAACUCCCUGCAUCACGGGCAGAAGGCCAACCGCCUCUUCUACCUCGCUCUGCCGCCCUCCGUCUACGAGCCCGUCACAAAGAACAUCAAGGAGACCUGCAUGAGCCAAGUGGGCUGGAACCGUGUGAUUGUGGAAAAACCAUUUGGGAAGGACCUGCAGAGCUCAAACAAGCUGUCCAAUCACAUCGCCUCGCUUUUCCAGGAGGACCAGAUCUACCGGAUCGACCAUUACCUGGGCAAGGAGAUGGUGCAGAACCUCAUGGUACUCAGGUUCGGCAACAGGAUCUUCGGGCCGAUCUGGAACCGCGACAACAUCGCCUGUGUGAUCCUCACCUUCAAGGAGCCCUUCGGCACCGAGGGCCGCGGGGGUUAUUUCGACGAAUUUGGAAUCAUCCGGGAUGUGAUGCAGAACCACCUCCUGCAGAUGCUGUGCCUCGUGGCCAUGGAGAAACCAGCCUCCACCAACUCGGACGAUGUCCGUGAUGAGAAGGUGAAAGUCCUGAAGUGCAUCUCGGAAGUGAAGGCGGACAAGGUGGUCCUGGGGCAGUAUGUAGGGGACCCAGCUGGGCAAGGAGAGGCCAAGAAGGGCUACUUGGAUGACCCCACGGUGCCCCAAGGUUCCACCACUGCCACCUUCGCUGCUGUGGUUUUAUACGUGGAGAACGAGAGAUGGGACGGGGUCCCCUUUAUCCUGCGCUGCGGCAAGGCCCUGAACGAGCGGAAGGCGGAAGUUCGGCUCCAGUUCCAGGACGUGGCCGGCGACAUCUUCCAUCACCAGUGCAAACGGAACGAGCUGGUGAUCCGCGUGCAGCCCAAUGAGGCCGUCUACACCAAGAUGAUGACCAAGAAACCGGGGAUGUUCUUCAACCCCGAGGAGUCGGAGCUAGACCUGACCUACGGCAACAGAUACAAGGAUGUGAAGCUGCCAGAUGCUUAUGAGAGACUCAUCCUGGAUGUCUUCUGUGGGAGCCAGAUGCAUUUUGUUCGAAGUGAUGAGCUGCGGGAAGCUUGGCGGAUAUUCACCCCGCUGCUGCACAAGAUCGAGAAGGAAAAGGCCAAACCCAUUCCCUAUCGCUAUGGCAGUCGUGGCCCAGCUGAGGCAGACGAGCUGAUGAAGAGGGUGGGAUUCCAGUACGAGGGCACCUACAAGUGGGUCAACCCCCACAAGCUCUGAGCCGGGACCUGGAGUCAGCAGCUGCUCAUCUCAUCAGCAGCGGAAGCCACCGGGCCUGCCUCUGCCCCACCUCCAUCCCUCCCUUCCCUCCCUCCCUUUGUCCCUCCCUUCCUCCUCAGCCCCAAGAGAUGCAUCUUCCCCCCACCCACUCCAUCUGUGUCCAGCCGCCUGAGGGUGAGCAGACCAGACCCUAGCACCCCGUCUGUGUCCCUGUGUCACCCGUCUAACUUGUGCAACGCCUUCCCCAGUUACUCUGAAGGGACCACGUGGCCGGCCUUUGAAACAGAUCCUCAGCAGAGUCGAGACACUCCAGGGGCAGCGGGACCAAGAGCCAGUCAGGGUGAUGCUCCUCCCCGCGCCCCCCUCUCCAGCCUCUCGGGCGUUCGUCCCCACCCCCGCCUCUGGUACGGGCAGCCACCCGCACAGGGCCUCAGCGGCCACAUCAGGGAGGACUGCUCUGCCUGAGCACAUCAGCUGAUGGGAGCGUCCGGUCCACCUCCCACUCCAAGCCCACUGGGCCCUCGUACGCGGUGUGGACCUGACUGGCGACCACAGGCCAAACUGUUUACAGCAUCUGGGUUCCCCGUAGCCUCCCUCCCUACCCGGCUCCACACCCUUUCCCCUUCCUAGUCUCCUUUGUGUUUGCCUCUCCCACCUAGGUUUGAAAACCAUUGACAUUCCACAGUGAUGGGCAUUGAAAGUUGGCUUUAUUUUCCUAAAAACUGCUGUUUUUUUGGUUUUGGGGUGUUUUUGUGGGAAAUCCUGGGAGAGAAUCCCAGACUCAAGGAUUUGGUCUCUCCCUGUACGAGCAGGCGGGUCCCGGCUCUACCUGGAGCCACGGACCGCUCACCAGCCUCCUUCGGAGACGGGCUUUAACUACUCCUCGACCGCAACUCAGUCGCCUGGGGCGGGCCUCCAGCAGAACAGGACACAGAGAACCCUGACUCCUUAGCCCUCUCCCCUGGAUGGACUGCAAACCCUGCCUGAGCUCAGCUCGGGUCACCUAACUAUUCCCCAACUCCCUUUCCCCACCUCUGAGCUGAGCCCAAGUCACCAUUAAAAUAUACACAGUGCA
This is a messenger RNA of Ornithorhynchus anatinus (platypus), 2757 nucleotides long. RefSeq names its product glucose-6-phosphate dehydrogenase (gene G6PD). The transcript is spliced from 13 exons. Lineage: Eukaryota; Metazoa; Chordata; Mammalia; Monotremata; Ornithorhynchidae. Gene Ontology annotation, cellular component: cytosol. The coding region runs from base 87 to 1682 and encodes 531 amino acids. Gene Ontology annotation, biological process: pentose-phosphate shunt, oxidative branch; glucose metabolic process. The record is from RefSeq and is a predicted model, not a curated record. Gene Ontology annotation, molecular function: glucose-6-phosphate dehydrogenase activity; NADP binding.